CAUCCACAAUGUCUACAACACCACCUACUAAACCUACAACAACACCAACUGAACCUACUACUACAACUGAAGUGCCAACUACAACCACAAUGUCCACAACACCACAUACUGUACCUACAACUACAACUGAAGUUCCAACUACAACCACAGAAUCUACAACACCAGUUCCAACCACAACAACAUCGAAAUCUACAACACCAACUGAACCUACUACUACUACUGAAGCGACAACUACAACAACACCAAAGACUACAACAACUCCAAUUGAAUCUACUGCUACAACUGAAUUGCCAACAACAUCCACAAUGUCUACAACACCACCUACUAAACCUACAACAACACCAACUAAACCUACUGCUACAACUGAAGCGACAACUACAACCACAGAAUCUACAACAACACCAGUCACAGUAUCUACGACUCCUUCAACAACUACUCCUGCUCCCUGUAAUACUAAAAUGAAUAGAUGUGAGUGGUCAGAGUGGUAUGAUGUGUAUGACCCAAAAAAUGACAACAGUGACUUGGAAACAUAUGAGAACAUCAGAAAUAGCGGUAAACAGGUAUGUCAAGAUCCGAGCAACAUUGAAUGUGGAUCGACAGUUGACACUAGGAAAAACUUCAAUGACUUUGUGAGUGAAACUGGCCAAGUUGUUACUUGUGAUCUGAAAAAUGGUUUAACAUGUCAACAAAAGGACCAGAUAAGUCCUCCACUGAAGUGCUUUAACUAUAGGAUCAGAGUACAAUGUUGUAAAAUGGUAGAUGAACCAUGUACAACUACUCCCGUCACUACUAAACCUAGUACUACAACUGAAGUUCCAACUACAACCACAGAAUCUACAACACCGGUUCCAACCACAACAACAUCUAAAUCUACAACUCCAACUGAACCUACUACUACAACUGAAGUGACAACUACAAUCACAAGAUCGACAACACCACUAACUAAACCUACUGCUACAACUGAAGCGACAACGAUAACAACACCAAAGACUACAACAACCCCAACGAAUCUACUGCUACAACUGAAGCGCCAACUACAUCCACAAUGUGCUAACUACAACCACAGAAUCUACAACAACACCAGUCACAGUAUCUACGACUCCUUCAACAACUACUCCUGCUCCCUGUAA
This is a messenger RNA of Micropterus salmoides (largemouth bass), 1130 nucleotides long. Its product is annotated as mucin-2-like. The record is from RefSeq and is a predicted model, not a curated record. NCBI's taxonomy places the organism in Eukaryota, Metazoa, Chordata, Actinopteri, Centrarchiformes, Centrarchidae. The coding region runs from base 9 to 1130 and encodes 373 amino acids. The transcript has 2 exons.